Molecule: messenger RNA, 2977 nt
Organism: Menidia menidia (Atlantic silverside)
Lineage: Eukaryota; Metazoa; Chordata; Actinopteri; Atheriniformes; Atherinopsidae
Source: the annotation of a GenBank genome assembly
ACUUUCGAUAUAAACUUUAUUCUAUGUUUUGACAGAAAGACUCACAGGGUGGCGGUAGACAUCUUUACGUACAGAGCUGAGCUGCACACACGGUUGCUCCUCCCUGAAGUGGGCAGUAACCAGCUCGUCAUCCCCGUUUGCUCAACAGUUCUUUUUUUUUCCACACCGAAGACUCUGUCACACUCCGUGUUUGUGGUCCGGCGGCCGUUCGAGACUUUUGCAAACUACUCGGCCUCACAGUUGGACAUAUUCCUUCAACUCGAGGCCAAACCUGUUGGUUUUCUUAAGGGAAAGUUCGGCGAACACGCUCCAACUGGAGGCAAAAGAAAACAGGGAGUCGAAGAAGAAACACAGAGACCUGGAGGAGGAAAAGGGCGUUCAUACUUCGAAGUAACCAUGGAAGUUCCUGGUAUGCAGAGUUCUCAGAUUGAUCCAGAGGAAUUAUUCACCAAAUUGGACCGAAUUGGAAAGGGAUCUUUUGGAGAGGUUUUCAAAGGUAUCGACAACCGCUCCCAGAGUGUCGUCGCCAUUAAGACAAUUGAUCUGGAGGAGGCAGAGGAUGAGAUUGAGGACAUCCAGCAGGAGAUCACAGUGCUCAGUCAGUGUGACAGUCCAUACAUCACAAAGUACUACGGCUCCUACCUGAAGGGCAGCAAAUUAUGGAUCAUCAUGGAGUAUCUUGGUGGAGGUUCAGCGCUCGACUUGCUCCGGGCGGGUCCGUUCGAUGAAGCUCAGAUUGCCACCAUGCUGAAGGAGAUCCUGAAGGGGCUCGAUUACCUGCACUCGGAAAAGAAGAUCCACAGAGACAUCAAAGCCGCCAACGUCCUGCUGUCGGAGCACGGUCAGGUGAAGCUGGCUGACUUCGGAGUGGCCGGUCAGCUGACAGACACGCAGAUCAAAAGGGAGACCUUUGUGGGAACGCCGUUCUGGAUGGCGCCCGAGGUCAUCCAGCAGUCCGCCUACGACUCAAAGGCGGAUAUUUGGUCACUGGGCAUCACUGCCAUUGAGCUCGCCAAGGGGGAGCCCCCCAACUCUGACAUGCAUCCGAUGCGGGUCCUCUUCCACAUCCCCAAAUCUCCCCCUCCAACACUGACCGGAGACUUCAGCAAGGGCUUCAAAGAGUUCACCGAGGCCUGCCUCAACAAGGACCCCUCCUUUCGCCCCACAGCCAAGGAGCUGCUUAAACACAAGUUCAUCGUCAAAAACUGUAAGAAGACGUCCUACCUCAGCGAGCUGAUCGACCGGUACAGGAGGUGGAAGGAGGAGGGACACAGCGACAGCAGCUCCGAUGACUCCGACAGUGAAUCCAGCAAUAAAGAGAACAACGAGUCUCCCGAGUGGUCGUUCACCACAGUCCGGAAAAAGAAGACGGAGGGGAGGAAAGUCCUCAAUGGGACGGCUCCGGAUCAGCUUAGUAAAUCUGCCAGUCUGACCACAGUCAUCUCUCCUGUCUUCUCUGAGUUGAAACAGCAGCACAAAGAAUACUCCCAGCAACGGUUGGCCAUAGAGGAGCUGGAACGUAACAUUCGAUUGGCUGAAGACACGUGUCCCGGCAUCACAGACAGGAUGAUCACACACAUCGUUGCCAAGUACCAGAAAUUCACAACAAACUGAAGGAGGUGAACGGAUGAAUCAAAGGAAGCCAGGAAGAGACUGUGUCUCCAUAUGGUGACUGCUGGAUGAUGAAAAAGGGGAAAUUUGCUGUGCGAUGUCUCCUCGCUGUACACUCACAUCUUAACACACACUCAUACACACACACACGCACACACACACACACUUAUACACACUAAUAAUGUAAUAUAUACACUAAAUUUUAUAUAUUCACUGCUGCUGGUUGAGCCCACAAUUAAAUUUGACACACAGCUGCAUUUUCAAUUAAAUAAUGAAUUUGUCGGAGUGAUUGAGAAUAUCAACAUGUGCCUUUUUUUUUUCUUUAGCUAAUAUUUUCAUAAAAUGUUUUUUUUUUAGAAUCUAAACCAGAUACAGGGAAUAGUAUAAUAUAAUAGAGAGGAGGGUUCUUGUCCAAUCAGCAGCGGUAACCUUUGUUUUGUGUUAGGACGUUCUUUGAGUCGGUAGAUGUCUGUGACUGUAUAGUAGCACUUGUGACAGAAUAUAUGCCAAUAUUAGAUUUAUGUUGUUGUUUUUGUUAAUGCCGUCUAACUGAAGUUUCCUGAUCCAAUAAUUCUGGCUUACCGCCUCCAAGUGGAGCAGUUUUCACAGAAAGAGCUUAACUUUGUUGUGUGGGUUUGUCGGAGAGGAGAUUCUCAGCAUUGGUUAUGAUAAACAUUAAAAAAGAAGACAAAAAAACCUUCCCUAACAUUCUACAAACUGCAAAAUUUCAUGUGCAGGUUCACAAAAUCCUCUUUUAAAACUGCAGGUGUAGAAAUCCUGCCACAUUUUUCUUGGGACCUACAAGUUAACUAGUUACACAACUAGUGAACUGACUAGCUUUUGUUUAUCCAAAGUAAAUGGCAUUAUGAAAGCCAGGUAGGAUUUUUUUUUUUUUUUAAACCUUAUCAAGUCGGAACUUUUCAGCUUCAGAGCUACUUGCUCACUAACCAGUGGGCUCACCAGCUAAAGUCCACGGUAAUUGUCAAAUAUCAAAUUUAUUGAGAAACAAUUAGUAAAGUUUUUUUUUUUUUUUUUGGGAUGUCUUAUUUCUUUGUUUUUUGUGUGUUUUUUUUUAAGAAUGUACAUUCCUUGGGAACUCUUGAGAGCUGUCAAGUUUCUGAAAGAAGAGUCUAAACAAAUACAAAUAUAAAAGGUAACAAAGUAACAGGUUCUUUCAAAGAGUAUGAUGGGAGCUGAACUUUAAUGUAUUGUUGACAGUUUCUACCAAAGACACUAUAAGACUUGGUCACUGUAUAUUUUUGUCUUUUUUUACAUAUCAUAAGGGAUAUACGAUGCUUGCCGAGGGGGGGAUUUUACAGUAAUAUACUCAUUGUUCUGUGUGUGUUGUGCGUAAAAGUAGCGGGAC